Molecule: messenger RNA, 2213 nt
Organism: Drosophila teissieri
Lineage: Eukaryota; Metazoa; Arthropoda; Insecta; Diptera; Drosophilidae
Product: thiamine transporter 1
Exons: 5
Coding region: 623-1957 (444 amino acids)
Biological process (GO): vitamin transport; transmembrane transport
Cellular component (GO): plasma membrane
Molecular function (GO): vitamin transmembrane transporter activity
Source: RefSeq, a predicted model, not a curated record
GUUUGCGCAAAACAGAUGCUGCGUCGCAGUUGUUGUUGACGUGACGUAACAACCGGCGACGCAACAACAUGAAAUCGAAUUUAUUUAUGGCUCGGAAGUCAAUUGAUUUUAAUUGCAGCCGCCGUAUAAGGUGAAUUUCGAUGGUUAUUAGCCCGAAGUGAUGUGCUGGCGACAAAUCGAUAACAGCGCAUGCACUGAGCAUGCGAUCACUUGGAUUUGGGAGUGCGACACGUGUGUAGGGUGACUGGAGUACUCUCGAACCGAACCACCCACCUGUGCGUUCUACGGGCGAUUGUUCGUAUGUGACUUUCAAACCAGCGAAGCCAGUGUGAUAGGCUGCAUUGUAAAUUCGCAAUUAUCUAACAGCGAUUUCUGUGUAAAUACAAUUCGGGCACUUUGAAGUGAUAAUUUCGGAUUCGCAUCGCGAAGAGAUUAGAUUUGAGCACCCGACGACGACGGCGACCAUGGCCUGAUAGACCAGAUUGCCCGUGAAUCUAGGCAAUAUAUUAAGCUUCACCUGUCUCAGAUGUAAAAAAGCCCAGCUAACGGCAUCCCGUUCGAGCGCUUCACGUAAGAGUUGCGUAGUGCACGUUACGUCAGUGACCGUUACGAAAUUUUGAAAAUGAAGGAGUGGCUAAAGAUCUCCUGCCUCCUCUGCGUCUUCGGCUGCAUCCGCGAGAUCCGUCCGUCGGAGCCCUACGUCACGGAGUACCUGUUGGGUCCCUGGCGGAAUAUCACGGAGCAGCAGCUAACGCACGAUGUUUACCCAGUGGGCACCUAUUCCUACCUGGUGCAGUUGGUCUUUGUCUUCCUGAUAACAGAUUUUCUCAGAUACAAGCCGCUGAUAAUCACUAUUGGAGCCACAGGUGUGAUAAUAUGGAGCAUGCUCAUCUGGACCACCAGCGUGCUGUCGCUGCAGAUCCUAGAGUUCUUCUACGGCACCUAUAUGGCCGCUGAGGUGGCCUACUAUACGUACAUCUAUGCCAAGGUGGACAAGAAGUACUAUCCCAAAGUGACCUCACACACCAGAGCGGCCAUGUUUGCAGGCAAACUGCUUUCCGGCAUCACCUCGCAACUGAUGCUCAAUCUGGAGUUGAUGAACUACAAGCAGCUAAACUACAUAACGCUGGGCACUCAGAUUAUUGCCAUGCUUUGGGCCUUUUGCCUGCCCGGCGUGGACAGGAGUCUUUACUUCCAUCGCGAGCAGCUGGCCAUUACGGAGCCGCAGACCCAACUGCCCGGAGAGGGAAACCUGGAAGUGGUGGAUCGGCAACAGGAGAGUACUCCGAAGCAGCCUAGGGCUCUGGGCCUUCUGUGGCUUCACUUCCGCAACGCAUACACCAAUCCGCGAGUCGUUCAGUGGAGUCUGUGGUACGCCAUCGGACUGGCUGGUUACCUGCAGGUCACUUACUACGUUCAGGUUCUGUGGAAAGUGAUCGAACCGGAACCUCUGAUUGCGUGGAACGGCGCCGUUGACGCUGUCCUCACAGCUCUGGCUGCUCUGUGUGCCUUGUCUGCAGGCUAUCUGCACACUGGAAGGCUCAGACCGCGAACAUCUCUUCUGAUUCUGGCCCUUUUGUCUGCCGUGGAGGGCGGAUGUGUGCUGAUCUGUUGCUGGACACACGACAUCUACUGGUCGUAUGCGGGAUUCGUGCUUUUCGGAGCCCUUUACGGCUUUACUAUCACGGUGGCGAGUGCUGAGGUGGCUAGAAAUCUGGAGGAGGAAAGCUUCGGACUGGUCUUUGGCGUGAACACCUUUGUGGCCCUCAUUUUCCAGUCGCUGUUAACCAUGAUCUUUGUCACGGACACUGGCUUUGAGCUCGAUCCCGUUGGCCAGUACACGGCGUAUGCGUUUUACUUUAUUGGCGCAGCCGUCUUGUAUCUGAUAUCCGUGCUCAUUGAGUACUUUAUGUGCCGCGACACUGACGUUGAAAAGCUGGAAAAUUCUCUGGAUUGAAUCCCGAUGCAUUUAGGCAGUACUUAAAGUCCCAUGUUGGCAAACACAACUCGUUACUUAGAGAAAGACUUGUUCCUAUGCGUGAUGUACAUUAAGAUGGUAUUCGUGCGAUGGUCGAUUGUAUUCCCAGAAUAUUUAAGUCAUCCUUUUAUCAGCAACCUGUUAACGAUUCUUAGUAUUUAGUGGAGAUUUCCAUUUAUAGAGCGCACAAUCAGUCUCAAGUGUGCAGGAAUAAAGAUACCGAGCUUUUAUAGAA